UACUGUUUUACACCGGUUUUCAGCCAUUUUGUGGACGCGCUUCGGUUUAGUGGGUGUUAGCAUGAGAAAAUACAACGCUCGACUGAUACACUGUUCAGUAUCACGUGUUAGUAAUUGAAAUAGUUGAAAAUUAAUUACCAAUUUCUGACUUUUUUUUUAUCUAGUCAUUUUUGAAGGCCUAAUUUUCAAUACUUGACCGAUUAAAAGUAAUGAAAACAGAAGAUAGUAACAUGACUAAUAGUGACGACAGAGACAGAAGUAGAGAACGUGAUAGAAUUCGUAGGUCUGAUCGACCAAAUCGUGUGACCUCUAACAGUCGAGACAGAAGUCGUGAUAAAAGUGAUAGAAAUCGCAAAAUAGCAGAUCGGCGUAUUUAUGUAUCGAAUAUACCAUAUGAUUUUCGUUGGCAAGAUUUAAAAGAUUUGUUCAGAACUGAAGUUGGCAAAGUAGCGCAUGUAGAACUUUUUACAGAUGAAAAUGAUAAACCCAGGGGUUGUGGCAUAGUUGAGUUCGAAGAUUCUGAGUCUGUCAAAGUUGCAGUAGAAAAAAUGCACCGAUUUGAUAUUAAAGGACGCAAACUUGUUGUUAAAGAGGAUUAUGAUGUUGAACGUGACAAAUACGGACGAUUGACAUCUGGACGAGUUAGUGAUAGAGGUCGUGAAGAACGAUUCAGAGAUCAGUCAAGAUUGAUUUCUGGUAGACAAAAUAUACAAGUUUCGAACAGUGUUGGUGUUGGCAGUGGAGCCAGUAGCGGUGGUAGUAGUGCUGGAACUGGGAAUGUUGACAAUAAAUUCGGCAAUACAUAUGGACUGAGCACUCAGUUUUUAGAAUCUCUUGGAAUAAAUGGACCACUUGUAACAAGGAUAUUUGUUGCAAAUCUUGACUAUAAAGUUGAUGAGAAAAAAUUACUGGAAGUAUUCAAAUUAGCAGGAAAAGUUUUGCAUGUUGAAUUGGGUAAAGACAAAGAUGGAAAAUCUCGUGGAUUUGGGGUAGUAGAAUAUGAUCAUCCAGUUGAGUCAGUGCAAGCCAUCUCCAUGUUACAUAAUCAGCAGCUGUAUGAUCGUCGCAUGACAGUUAGACUUGACAGAGCUAAUGAACCAGAUAUGCCCCCCAAAUUACCUGAAGGCUUGAAAAGCAUUGGAAUGGGACUUGGUGCCGGAGGAAAUAGAUUAACAGAUGUAGCUAGAAAUAUUCCAAAUGUUCAACCAUCUAAUCUGCCAGUAGCUAACUCUCUUACUACUCCAGUAAUACCUACUAGCGCAUUUGGAACUAGCCUGAGCAAUGUUGUUCCUGCACAACUAGCCACGGCUCUUUCCAACACUAAUGCUGCUGCUUUACAAGCUAGCCUGGCUAGUGGCUUAGGAGCUAAUCUAGCAACAACAUCUCUUCUUAAUACGUCUUUAUCAAAUGAACUAGCCUCCAAUUUUGGUCCAAGUGCAGCUAGCUUAGCAAACCUCCAAGCAUCUCUCGUUAAUGCACAAUCUAAUAAUAGUUUGUUAUCUAGAGGAUUACCCAAGCUUGAUACUGAACCGGCUUUCGGAGGUAAUAUAGCAUUUGGAAAUUCUACUUUCAGUAGUAGCAGAGACUUUGAUAGCAGCUUUAACAGAAAUGAUCCAGAGCGUGUCACAAUUGGUGGAACAUUCUCAACCAAUCCACCUCAGCUCAGCGUGAAUCGACAAAAUAGUAACGGAUCCCGCCAAAUUUCUGAUACAAUUCUCAUAGGAAAUCUACCACCCAAUACAACAUGGCAAAUGCUGCGAGAUAAAUGUCAAGAUAUAGGUGAAGUCAAAUAUGCUGAGAUGAGAGGCAACGAUUUGGGUUUGGUACGAUUUGCAUCUGACUGGGAUGCAGAGCGUGCUGUGUCAAUGAUGAAUCGCUCACGCAUUGAUGGUAGAACCAUUGAAGUACGUCUGUAUUAAUUUCGAUAAAAUAAUAGUUCAGCUUUAAUCACUGGUCCUGAUAUGAACAUAUUAAUAACUUUCGAUCAAGUUGUAAAUGGUGGUGGUGGUGGUUGCAAACAGUUAUUGUAUCCAUUCUACAUGGCUUGCUACAACAACCGACUUUAUUUCGUUCUGGGACCUUAUGAUGUACAUUUUGCUAUUGAUGCAUUAUAUAGUGGUCGAAUAGUUCUUUUUUUUGAUCGACUAGUUCUUCUUUAUUUCAAAAAUUGACUUGAUAUAGGUUUAUAUUGUGAAAACAGCAGAAACGUAAUAGACUUUCAUAUGAAUUAAAUCAUUGCUGAAGUAAAAUAAAGGUUGUAAUAUGAAGGAGUGACUAUUUGUAAUUUUUGAAAUUUGUAUUUGAUAUGCUAGAAAGUUGUGUUUGCAAUUCAUCUGAUUCUGUUUAAUUCUUAAUGACCAACGUUUAUUGGACUUAGUUAUUCUUAAAAUAGGUUUGGCACAGUGUAACUCGCUUAGCUUUUUAUAUGCGAAUCAAAUUAUGUAAAAUUGAGCAAUGUUUACUAGUAUUCGAUAAGUUUAUGUCAUUUAACUUACUCUACUUUCGAUCUUACCUAAUACACUUGCAUUAUUUAUUGCAAA
This is a messenger RNA of Copidosoma floridanum, 2540 nucleotides long. It is a transcript of the gene rump, whose product is annotated as heterogeneous nuclear ribonucleoprotein rumpelstiltskin. Gene Ontology annotation, molecular function: mRNA binding. The record is from RefSeq and is a predicted model, not a curated record. NCBI's taxonomy places the organism in Eukaryota, Metazoa, Arthropoda, Insecta, Hymenoptera, Encyrtidae. Gene Ontology annotation, cellular component: nucleus; ribonucleoprotein complex; cytoplasm.